UCCAUGUCAGUUUCUUGCAAUAGUUAUCUCACAACAAUUCUAAUCUAAUCAUGUGUGCAAAUUGCCAGAGCCUUUUUAGCUUUAUUUUAAAGAAAAAAAAAUUAUCAUCUUCUCCAAAAAUCCAAAAGCGGAGAAGAGAUCAGAUCGAAAUGGUUGCAGUAUUCAAUAAAGAACUCCUGAGUUGGUACCUCAUCACACUCAAGCUCAAUCAAGCAGUAGAAACCGGCUUGCAAAAUGCUCAAAGCCCCACCAACUUAACACCCCUCGAUUUCCCAGGAAAAAAAGGCGAUGAGGCGGCAGCGGCGGAGUCGGAAUGGGUGGUCGCCAUCAAAGAGAAGCUCGAGCAAGCCCGAGCCGAUGACGGCGCGUGCGCGUGGGGGAAGCUCUCCAUCUACAGGAUCCCGCAGAGCCUCCGCGUCGGCGGCGACGACAAGGCCUACAUUCCCCAGACCGUCUCGCUGGGGCCCUACCACCACGGCCGCAAGCGGCUGCGCGGCAUGGACCGCCACAAGUGGCGGGCCCUCCACCGCGUCCUCGAGCGGACCGGCCACCGCGUCGAGCUCUACCUCGACGCGGUGAGGGAGGUCGAGGAGCGGGCCCGCGCCUGCUACGAGGGCCCCCUCGGCCUCCCCAGCAAGGACUUCGUCGAGAUGCUGGUCCUCGACGCCGUCUUCGCCCUCGAGCUCUUCCAGGGCGCCGCCGCCGGCUUCGCCGCCCUCGGCUACUCCCGCAACGACCCCGUCUUCGCCAUGCGCGGCGCCAUGCACUCCAUCCAGCGCGACAUGAUCAUGCUCGAGAACCAGAUCCCUCUCUUCGUCCUCGACCGCCUCCACGCAAUCCAGUGCCCCGCCGCCACCGCCGACAGAGGCGCCGUCGCGAGGCUGGCGCUCCGCUUCUUCGACCCCCUCAUGCCGACGGACGAGCCGCCCCCGCCCCAGACCCGGGGCGGCGGCAGGCCCGCCGUCUUCUUCGAUCCCCUCACGGACCAGGGCGGUCUGCACUGCCUGGAGGUCUUCAGGCGCAGUCUCCUCCUGGUCCGCACGGGGCCGAACAAGCCCGCCCCACGCGUCUGGAUCAAGCGAUGGUCCCACGCGGGGCGGGUGGCCGACAGGCGCCGUCAGCAGCUGAUCCACUGCGUGACGGAGCUGAAGGAGGCCGGGAUCAAAUUCAAGCGGAAGAAAACCGACAGGUUCUGGGACAUCGACUUCGACAGCAGCCGCGGCGUGCUGCACGUGCCGCAGCUGCUGGUCCACGACGGCACGAAGUCGCUGUUCCUGAACCUGAUCGCGUUCGAGCAGCGCCACCUCGAAUGCACCAACGACGUAACCUCGUACGUGAUCUUCAUGGACAACCUGAUCGACUCCCCCGCCGACGUGAGCUACCUGCAUUACUGCGGGAUCAUAGAGAACUGGCUGGGCAGCGACGCCGAGGUGGCGGACCUCUUCAACCGCCUCUGCCGGGAGGUGGUGUUCGACAUCAACGACAGCUCGCUGUCGCGGCUGUCGGAGAAGGUCAACAGGUACUACGACCACCGGUGGAACGCGUGGAGGGCGAGCUUGACGCACAAGUACUUCAACAAUCCAUGGUCCAUUAUCUCCUUCCUUGCCGCGCUCGUCUUGCUCGUCUUGACUUUGGCGCAGACGUUUUAUACUGUCUACGCUUACUAUGCUCCGACUUCUUGAUCCAACAAUCAUUCUUUUAUUUUUUUUGUUUGCUUAUUUCUUCAUGCUGUUUCGUUUUCUGCUUCACACAAUAGUGCGAGUGAUAUUUUUUUUCCGUCCACAAAAAGUAUAACACUUUUGAUGGACACGGGUUAUAAUAAAAUUGGCGAUGAUUUUUAUAUAUGUAGUGGAGAAAGGAUCCCACCAUUUUAUGAGAUGUGUGGUUGAGAUUGAAUUUGAGAUGAUUUUUGUGUAAAUAAGUACUUGUAAGGAUAAAAGUUAAGAAAAAAUGGCAAAAGUGUCAUAUUUUUCGUAGACGGGGGGAGUACUUUUGUUUAGAACUAUAGUGAGAGUGAUUUUGAUUCUUUUCUGAAGCAUGUAUUGAAGUUUGUAGAUGUGGAUGAAUAUCUAGAUAUGUAAGUACUUAUUAUACAAAUUUGAGAACAUUGUGGGAUGAAUAUGAGAAUUUUGAGCCUCUACAUUUGGUGUAGUGAAGUUUUGUAGAUGUGGAAGUGGAAAGAAGUGGAAUGAUUAUCAGCAAUUUUAGUGCGAUGU
Molecule: messenger RNA, 2216 nt
Organism: Salvia miltiorrhiza (redroot sage)
Lineage: Eukaryota; Viridiplantae; Streptophyta; Magnoliopsida; Lamiales; Lamiaceae
Product: UPF0481 protein At3g47200-like
Exons: 1
Coding region: 51-1682 (543 amino acids)
Source: RefSeq, a predicted model, not a curated record